Blepharisma stoltei is the source of this 1196-nucleotide messenger RNA. Lineage: Eukaryota; Ciliophora; Heterotrichea; Heterotrichida; Blepharismidae. The record is from the annotation of a GenBank genome assembly.
AUGAUUAAAAAAACACCCAGAGGAAGUAAACAAAACGCAAUGAGAGUAUCAUUCAACCACCCAAAAUCAAAAAGCUAUGAGAGUUUCCAAAGUUUCAGUGGAAAAUCAUAUGAUAAAUCUGAGAAUUUUGAUACAUACUUGAUGAGCGAUAACACUCAGAAGCGCUUGAGGUCUUUUUUAGAAGGAAAAAGUGAGCAAAGCUUAAAUUCUCCAAGAGGAACUACCAGCAGUUUCUAUAACUCACAUGCAAGAACUAACACUAAUGAUUCUCCACCCUUGAAAAAAACCUUCAAGUAUACUAGAAAGGAGAUUGAGCUCCCACAAGCCAUUAUGGUGAAAUUAAACAGAAGACUUUGCCCACAUACAGAAACUUAUAAAAUGAGAAGACUCAAAGGCCUAACUUUAUUGACUCCUUCAAAAUCGCAAAAAGGGACUCUUAGAUUUAAUCUUAACCAAAACUUAAAGACUGCAAAGAAAAAAGUAAAUUAUGAAGACCCACCAGAAGAGCAUUUACUUUUGGGAAGUGAAAACUUGCUAUCUAGCUUGUACUCGCAAAGUAUCAGAAUCCAAAAAUACCUUAAAAAUAAAAAUUCUGAUUCAUAUCAGGCUGAUAAAAAGCUUUCUGUAAUUUCUGAGUAAAUUUUAUUUACUCCCCCAUCCUUGAUCGAACGACUCGCCAUCGUUCGAUCAAGGAUGGGGGUUAAAAAAAUUUUUUUUAUGGGAAAAAAAAAUUAUAUAUAUAUUUUUUUAUUACUUUUAAAUAAGAGGUUUAAGAGUAUUUAAUAAUUAUUUUUACAGCAAAAAAUUGAAUUAAUUUCAUAAAAAUUCUAAUUUUUAAUAUUUUGAUUUAUUAGUUACCCCUUAAAACUGUAUAAAUUUUAAUUGUUCCUUAUUAAAUUAAUUUAUUUUUUUUUUAAAAUUUUAAAGAAUCUCUAUUUUAUUAGAUUAUUGAGGUUUUAAGCCUAAGUUGAUGGCUAAAUCACUUCGUAUGAUUGAUUCAAAAGCUUUCUAUCGUCUCAAAAUCUCUGAAAACAACUUCAUUAUGUGCAUCUUCCCAAGCUUUUGAUAACUAAUAUAUAUUUUUAUAUAUAUAAAAAUUUGCAUGAUAUGAAAAUCGUUCGAUCAAGGAUGGGGGGGGAGUUAGAAUGAUAACUCAACAACAAUCAAAAUUAGCCAAGUCAUUUUAUUCGUUAUAA